AUGGCGGAAUCGCCCCACCGGCGCUCGCCCUCGUCGCUGAAUCUGCAGUGGGACUCCAAGUCGUCGCUGAAGCGGGCGAAGCAAGUGUGCUACCCAACCUCCGAAGACACGUCGGUGCGUCGGCCGAAUUCGCAUUCCUCGCUCGAGAUCCGGGAUGUGCGCUCCCUGCCGGCCCGCAUGGCUGCGCUGCUGUCAAAAUCUCGGCACCCCCCGUUGCGCAUCAAGGGGCCCUGCGCUGUGCGCGGGCUUUCCAAGGGCGUUACCCGCCCUUCCCCCUGCACCUUUAUGCGCCCUUUUCUGCACCAUUUUGCGGCUUUUUUUCCGGGUCGUUCGGGCUGGCUGGAUGAAAUUGCGGCACGCACGUGGAACGCGCAGGCCCAUGUGUUCUACCUGUGCGACCUGCUCGAAGAGGUUUCCUGCCUGCACGACCUGUGGCAACGCCAGCAGCUGUGCGACGUGGUGCUGCGCACGGGCGACGGGGGCCUGGUGGGCGCCCACAAGAUCGUGCUGGCCUCCUGCUCGCCGUUUUUCCGGGCGCUCUUCACCGGCACCGGGCAGUCGAUGCGGGAGCACCAGCAGCGGCUGACGUCGGGGCAGAGCGUGGUGGACCUGUUGGGCGUGGACAGCGCGGGGCUGGAGCGGGUCCUGGGCGCCGUGUACGCAAGAAAGCUGGAGGUUUCCCCUGAGAACUUGGAGAUUUUGUUGUCAUGCAGUAAUCAGCUGGAGGUACUUCCUGUGCAAGAAGUCUGCUGUCAGUACCUGCGGAGAUGUAUGCAGCCAGAGAACUGCCUUCAGGUGUUGCAGCUCGCUGAAAGAUACAACUGCGUCGAGCUGGAACAAGAAGUGCUUCACUACGUCUGCGGCAAGUUCUCUGACGUACUCCAACUUCCACACUGGGAGCAGUCCAUUGGACAGCUGUCAAAGAGUCUCCUCCUGGAGGUGCUACGCAGUGAUGACAUUUCUGUUGACUCGGAACUCCAAGUUCUUGAGGCUGGGCUUGCCUGGAUCAAGUCUGAUCUGUUCAGCCGCCAGGCCGAUUUUCCAGACAUUUUGGCCUCUGUGCGUAUUGCCCUGUUGCCAAGGGAGCUGGUCGUGCAUGAGGCCCAUCUACACGGACUGUCAUCCUCGGUUGUAUCUGCCAGUAUGAUGUCCUGCAGUUCGCCAAGCGAACAGAGCGACUGCACCCAUGACAAAUGGUGUGGGGUCGUUGACGAGUCAGCGAGUGAUUGGGCAGCUGUGCCCAGGCGACGGUCACCCACGGGGCUGAUGGUGGCAGGUGGCCACGAUGCUGAAUGGCGGAGCUUGAAAAUCGUAGAAGAGUACAGUCCACACAGGGACGAAUGGUCCCCGGGGCAAUCGAUGACGAUGAGCUUCUCUUUCACAGGGGCCGCUCCUGUGCCCAACGGUGUCCUUGUCGUUGGUGGUACCAUGUACAGUGCCAAUGUUUGCCGGUAUGACAAUCAAAGAAGGCAGUGGUUCAGGUGCCCACCGUUGCUGACACCAAGGGUACACUCGGCUGUGGCAUCGAUGUCAGGCUUCGCUUACGUGUUGGGAGGUCGAACCGGCGUGGGCCAAGAGCUUUGUGGCGUUGAGUGGUUCGACAGCUCUGGCAGCAGCGACAAAUCCGACGGCAAGUGGUGCCAGGGUCCGGACAUGCUGGAACCUCGCUGUGCGCUUGGGGCGGGAGCCAUAGGGGGUCACCUGUAUGCCGUUGGAGGGCAAGCCAGCCGGACUGUCCACAACUCUGCUGAGAGCUUGGACCCAGAGCGUGGUCAGUGGAGCUUGGUGUCAGCAAGGCUUGGCAGCAUGAGGAAAUAUGUAGCUGUGGGCGUGCUGGGUGGAAGGCUGUACGCUGUCGGGGGGAUGAAUGAGCAGCGUGUGCGCCUGCCAACGAUGGAAGCAUACGACCCAAGGGAGGGCAGGUGGCAGUUGCUGGGCUCCAUGCACGUGGCGCGUUCCAGCUGUGGGGUGGCUGCGUUUCAAGACAAGCUUUAUGCUGUCGGGGGAAAUGCAGGAGACGACCAAAUACACGAGACGGUAGAAUGCUACCUUCCGGAGACCAACCAGUGGGUGCCCUGUGCGUCCAUGGGCUGCGGCAGGAGCGGCCUGUCUGUCGUCGCACACUGA
This is a messenger RNA of Ostreobium quekettii, 2127 nucleotides long. Lineage: Eukaryota; Viridiplantae; Chlorophyta; Ulvophyceae; Bryopsidales; Ostreobiaceae. The record is from the annotation of a GenBank genome assembly.